ACGCCUAAAAUAUGUAUUAGCCAGCAUGAGGCUGUCACUUCUGCUUUUGGUAAUCCAGUCUUGGGCCCUUGUGGCCAGAGCCACUCCAGCCAAGCAUUGGCGCCGUGCUCCUGCCCAGGGGGUGUUCAAUGUGGAUGUCUAUGCCUACAACAAGCCCCGGAUGAACCUGGUGCGUCGCCAGGCCGGUGGAUCGUUGGAUGCCCCGCCCAUGGGUCACCUGCUCCAGCAGAUCUCCCAGCACAGCCGGCGAUCUGCUGACCCGAGGUCCCACUACAGGAACCUCGAUGGCGAUGUGAGCCAAAUGCGAGGCCAAACAAUCGAGGACCCGGCCAUAAACAUGCAAUUAAUGCCACUGCAAGUGAACUCCAGCCAGCACGCACAGGGCCAGAGCCAUUUAUACUCGAGCGAGUUCCAUGUGCAAAAUAUUGGGGCCAAGAAGAUAGUGCAAUUGAAUACCCUGAGCUCGGACCAUGACCGUAAACCAGUCGUAGAAGAAGUUGUGGCCGAGAAGCAGGAACAACAGCAGCAGCAACCAGAGCAGCCGCUGAAGGUGAAGCUGUCACUGCCCGAACUGCCAGAGCAGCAGGAGCAGGACACAAUCAAAAAACCAGAUACCACCCCCUUGACAAUCCCCGGAGCGGAAAACCCGACAAGUGUGAAGAAAACCAUGGCCCCGAGUGGGACAAUUAUCGAUAUGGCAGCGACAGGAAUGCAGGAGCUUGUCAACCAGUCGACAGGGCAGAAUGCCGAUGACACGAACACAAAGGCCUCGAACGUUAAAAAAAGGCCACAAGAAGCUAAAGUCCGGCCAGGACGACCGAAAACCAGGCGAAAGCAAACGGGAACGCAAACGCACACACCAACUGGAACGAGGACUUCUAAUGAAACUGAUACAAAGAUGACAGCAAGUCAAGCAUCGAAUACUGCAGUCACUCCAGCUCCUGUUCUAAGCCCCAUCCUGAAACCGAGUCCUGGUCCGGGGAGUGCCAGGCAGCCGAUGAAGGAAUUGGAAACACAAUCGCCGAAAAUCAGCACGCAUCGUCCUUUAGCCACCAAGAGCAAGAGCCAGAGCAAGGGUAAGGGCAAGAAUAAACGACGUCAGGGCGCGUCCCAAAGACGUCCUGCCAGCGGGGCAAUGGCGGAGGAAAUUGAAACUACGACAAAUUGGUGGCAGAUACUGCCGUAUGCGGAAAUUAGAAAAUUUUUGAAUACGAUUUAUGAUACCAUCGCCGACGAUGUUGACGACGAACGUGCCACGGAUGAUGUGUGA
Drosophila bipectinata is the source of this 1270-nucleotide messenger RNA. RefSeq lists its product as uncharacterized. NCBI's taxonomy places the organism in Eukaryota, Metazoa, Arthropoda, Insecta, Diptera, Drosophilidae. The record is from RefSeq and is a predicted model, not a curated record.